AUUUCUAAAUAAUUUAAAAAGAAAAAAAUAAUAAUUGAUUUCUAAAAUUAGCAAUGAAAAUAAAAUAAGUAUUUUUUUUUUUAUAAACUAUUAUUUAUAGUUGCUUAAGUUUUGAACAACUUCCAAUAAAUCUAAUGAAUAUGUCUGUCUUAUUUAUUAAGGAAACAAACUCUAUACUAUAUAUAAAUUCUUCUAACUCUACAUAAUACAGUAUGAUGGAUGAAUAAGGUAGAAUUAUGAAAAGCUAUAGUUUAAACGCAUUUUAUAUCACAGAGGGGAGCUUUAUAGGUUACUUUAUUAUAGAUAAUAAGUUAUACUUAACUUAAUUUGGUUAAACUAAUUACUUUAUAAUUGAUUUAGCACUCUUAGACCAAAGUUCAUCUGGGUUUAUUUAAUAAAAUUCUUAUCCAACUUUGAAAUUCCCAUGUGUAAGAUAUCAAGUCUUAAAAAUAGGAUAAAUGUUUUAUUUGAUGUGCUCUGAGGUUAAUGACUCAAAAAAUAAUUAUAUAGUAUCUUCACCUACAUUUUCAGACUUAUUUAAUUCUAAUAGUAUAACUCGAAUUACUUAAAACAUACCUACUUUAAAUACCUACUGUAACAGUAAUUACUUCAUAAUAUUGGGUAAUUUGAUGUUAUUGGAUGAUGGAAAUUAUUAUGCAAUAGAUACACCAGAACUAAAUUAAAAUAUGCAGCUUAUUAGUAAAAAAUGGUAAAUUUAUGCUUUGGGGAGAGUUUAAAUAGUAAAAAUUCAAAUAGCAAACAAUUAAAUUAAAGUCUUACAAAAAAUCAAUAAUUAACUUGGAAUUAACUACUCAGAUAUAAUCGACUUUUAAAAUAAAUCAUUUAUCAUUAUAGUUAAGAAAGACAGUUUUAUUGUUUAUGAUGUUGAGACUCUAAAUUUAAUUAAAAAUAUAGAACAUAUAUCUUUUAAUUAAUUAAAUUAUUUUUAACAUAAGAAUUUUAUCAUUUAUGGGGAUUCCUUAUAUGAAUUUACAUACAAUCAUAAAUCUGGAUAAUUAGACAUGAAAUAUAGCUAAUUAGAUCAAAGUUAUUCUAUUUAUAAUUUCAAAUUCUAGUAUAGAUAUCGCUUUGGUUAUGGAUUAACAUAUAUUGCAACCAUUUGCACUUAAAAUUGUAUUAAUCAGUUAAAUUCUAUUUAAUAAUUAUUCAAUUUUAUACCUGGAUGCUCUGAAUAUUUAGAUUCUAAUAAAUAAAAUUGCAAGGCAUGUAAUUCUAAUUAUUAAUUGUCAAAUGGAAUCUGCAUAGUUACUUGUGGUCUCGGAUACUAUGAAAAAGAUGGUGUCUGUAUUCAAUGUGAUUAAUCUUGCUAAACUUGCAACGGAACUCUACCUACAAACUGCUUAAUUUGUUAAGAUGGGUUAUAUUACCAUCAGGAUAAUUUAUGCAAAGUUUGUGAUACUAGGAAUGGGUAUAUGGUAGUUAGUUAAAGCUGUAUUUGCUAAGAUGGCUAUUAACUAGAUGACUAAAAAUGCGUUCAACUAUACCUAUCAUAUAACUCUGGUACUUUUAGUUAAAGUGUAGUUAAUCAAGUCACUUAGUAAGCUCAAAUCUCAUCUAAGGUAGCUUUUGCUAGCACAACCUUCUUAAGUUCUGUGAAUAACUAUUAAUGGUAUAACUUGCUUUAAGCUAAGUUAUCUUCUUCUUGUAAACACAGUUCUUCCAUAAUAAAUAUAUGGUCCACUAAGUGCAAUUAAAGAUUAAUGUCCAUCUAGUUAGUUCUAAAAAUUGAAUUUGUUUGCUUUUAUAAAUUAAAAUAGAAGUGA
Tetrahymena thermophila SB210 is the source of this 1784-nucleotide messenger RNA. RefSeq lists its product as hypothetical. The transcript has 11 exons. The record is from RefSeq and is a predicted model, not a curated record. NCBI's taxonomy places the organism in Eukaryota, Ciliophora, Oligohymenophorea, Hymenostomatida, Tetrahymenidae.